AUGGAAGACUACAAUAAUUCAUCUGCGAACAGAACAGUCAUUGCAGAAGAAUCAUCAACUGCUGCGAUUAUUCUCGUUCUAUCCUCGGCUGUCUUAAUUUCAUGUUUGAGUAAAAUCGUCUUCAUCAAAUUUCUUCACCAUCGAAUCAAUCUUUCAUUUUAUAUCGUUGUUUUACUUUUGGGUUUUGUUAUUGGCACCAUAGCGACACAAAUCAAAGGACGAUUCAGUGAAGAUGAUUUUCUCCGAGGUGAACUUCAUCUCAGUAAAAUAAGUCCAAGAUUAAUCUAUUAUAUAUUUCUUCCAAUUAUUAUCUUUGAUGCAUCAUUCAAUGCACACUUUCAUGUUGUUAAGCAACAAUUGAUCACCACGAUUUUAGUUGCAGGACCCGGUGUUCUCAUUUCGACUGCAUUCAUUUCAUUAUUUGUUGUUUACCUCUUUCCAUCGGAUUAUCAAUGGUCAUGGAUAACUGGCCUUUUAUUUGGCAGUAUUUUAAGUACAACAGAUCCAGUCACAAUCAUUACGAUGUUAGGAGAUUGUGGAGCGAGUCAUUCCUUAUCAUCGUUGAUUGAUUCGGAAUCAUUAUUGAAUGAUGGAUUAGUUUUUAUGCUUUUUCCAGUGUUGACUCGAAUUGGUCUAGGUACUUCUCAUACGGUUGGACAGAUCGUUUGUGAUGUUCUUCGGUAUGGUGUUGGCGGAGCUUUGUUCGGUUUAUUCUGUGGUUUUAUAUGUGUAUUUGUCUUGAAUCGAAUUAAUAACGAAUUAAAAAUCGAAAUUACGAUCACAUUCAGUGUGACAUACCUUGUAUUCUACAUCGCAGACGCCGAAUUGGGUGUUUCCGCGGUGGUUGCAUUGAUGUUUAUGGGCUUAUACAUGGCCAAACACAAAUACUGUAUCAGUAGUAACGUUCAAUUAUCACUCGCUGGUGCAUGGCAAAUCAUCAUUUUUGUUAUCAACAUUCUCACAUUUACUCUAAGUGGUCUAAUUUUAGCACAUACAUUUGUCGGCAUUGAAAAUACAUUGAGCAGUCGUGAUUUCGGAAUCUCUCUCGUACUUUAUUUACUAAUUCAUGUCAAUCGAGCGUUAACAGUUGGUGUUUUGUAUCCCGUGAUCACAUGGAGUGGAAUACAUUUAAAUCGAAAGGAAUGUGUAAUAUUCGCAUGGAGUGGAAUACGCGGUCGACAAGCUUUGAUUCUCGCUCUUUUGGUGUACUUGGAUAAGAAAACUGAACGUGCGACGAGUGAACGAUUUCUUUUCAAUGUUUCAAUGUUGGUUUUAUUAACACUGACAGUGAAUGGAACUAGUAGUAAAUUUCUUGUGAAAAUGCUUGGACUGGAUNCGAAAUUUUAUGUCCGAUUCUAA
This is a messenger RNA of Adineta ricciae, 1359 nucleotides long. NCBI's taxonomy places the organism in Eukaryota, Metazoa, Rotifera, Eurotatoria, Adinetida, Adinetidae. The record is from the annotation of a GenBank genome assembly.